ACAAGAACAACCUUAACCCAACCUCCUCAGAACAAUGGAAGACAGAUCCAGCCGGGCGGCCGCGAACGCCCCCGAGCUAGCACCCUGGGAACAUGCUCCUUACCAAGGCAUUGAACGAGCUCCCUCUCCUCAUGAUCAUCCUUCAUCAUUGCAACAGUUACAUCACCCAGAAGGCCAACCAGGCCUAGAACCCGCUCCGCACUCCACCCUCGAAGUCAGCCCUCACCAAGUCCAAGACGAUAAGCUAUCCUCCUAUGAGCCAACAUCCACCAUCUCGAGCGCCUCUCCAUACCAGGCAUACAUCCUUGCUAAACCGUACGGAGAUUCACAAUAUGGGAACAUUGGCUCGGUACCUGGGAUAAAUACGGUUGCGGAAUCAACCGCAGCCGGGAUAAACGACAAGGAAGCUGGUAAUGGCGACGGGGAUGACAACGGCAAAAAUAAGCGCUACUGUUGUGGCCUGGGGACUAAAAGACAGGUGGCUUGGUGGUUGUUGGCGAUUGGGAUUUUCCUGAUUGUGGUUGGAGUCGCGGUGGGGGUGGGGGUGGGUGUUGGUGCUGGGAAGGGGGGUGGUAAGAAGGAUGAGAAUAGCCCGACGCCAACCACAACAACAACAACAACAACCACCGCCCACCCCUCCUGGACACACACAGCCAACCUCCCCCCACCCACCGCCUACGCCACUAUCACCCCUUCAACAUCCAUCAUCUGCCCCAAUAACAACCUGACCCUGUAUGCGCCUUCCAACGAUACUGUGACCACAUCGUCCAGCCACGGGAAGGGCUAUCUAUUGCUUUGCGACCGAGACUACAACUCGCUAGCCGGAGCCGAGGAGAUCACGCACCGGGAGUCCGACUCGAUCGAGACGUGCAUUGAUCGGUGCGCCGAGGUGGACAAUUGUAUCGGGGCUGGGUGGGGGAAUUAUAAUGGGAAACAAACUUGCUGGUUAAAGAGUCGCUUGGGACAUCCUGGGUGGACGCCGGGGUGGUAUAUGGCCGUUAGGGAGGAUGCGGUUUUGCAUGAUGGGACUGAGGGUGGGUUGACGGGGGAUACGGAAACGGGGUAAUACCGAGGCUCUGGGAUUUCGAGUAUGGGAUUGGACUUUUGAUAAUGAGUCAGGAAGGAAAAUCAUGAAAUACAAAACCUCUUCCGAAUAUGUGGCAUGUGCGCAAUUAACUUUGGGGCACGGUGUUUUGGACGAUGAUAUG
Neurospora hispaniola is the source of this 1208-nucleotide messenger RNA. RefSeq lists its product as uncharacterized. NCBI's taxonomy places the organism in Eukaryota, Fungi, Ascomycota, Sordariomycetes, Sordariales, Sordariaceae. The record is from RefSeq and is a predicted model, not a curated record. Bases 35 to 1066 code for a protein of 343 amino acids. The transcript has 2 exons.